Molecule: messenger RNA, 831 nt
Organism: Penicillium griseofulvum
Lineage: Eukaryota; Fungi; Ascomycota; Eurotiomycetes; Eurotiales; Aspergillaceae
Product: acetate uptake transporter family protein
Exons: 3
Coding region: 1-831 (276 amino acids)
Cellular component (GO): plasma membrane
Molecular function (GO): acetate transmembrane transporter activity
Source: RefSeq, a predicted model, not a curated record
AUGUCCCAAGAGGGAAUUAGUGUCAAAGACACAAACAACUCUUCCCCAAGCACAGACGACUACGAAACAGGCCACUUCGGCCCUCUAGCCCACGUCAACACAGCCUCAAGUCGCUACCCUGCCUUUGGAGGUGACCUCCAGCCAGGUCUAUACCGCAUUCCCAAAGACCGCAAGCUCGCCAACCCAGCACCGCUAGGCCUCUGCGCCUUCGCACUCACCACCUUCGUACUGGGAUGUCUAAACAUGAACGUCAAGGGCAUCGCUGCGCCUAAUAUUGUCGUCGGGCCAGCUUUGGCUUACGGUGGUUUGGUACAGCUCUUGGCUGGCAUGUGGGAAAUGGCUAUUGGCAAUACCUUCGGCGCGACGGUCCUCUCAUCCUACGGUGGUUUCUGGAUCUCGCUGGCUAUUACUUUCAUCCCUGGUGGAUUUAAUAUCAUCGGGGCCCUUGAAGAGGCCGAUCAUGGGUCUCAUGCUAUGUUUUAUCAUUCACUUGCAUUGUAUCUCUUUGGCUGGUUCAUCUUUACAACGCUGGUCACGAUGCUGACUCUCAAAUCCACUGUUGCGUUCUUUUCGCUGUUUUUCUUCGUCGACCUUGCUCUGCUCUUGCUCGCCCUUGGAUACCUUUUCAAUGUGGAUGGAGUGCCGAAUGAAAAAUUGAUAAAGGCUGGUGGACUAUUCGCUCUGAUUGGUGCUUUCUUGGCGUGGUAUAAUGCCUUUGCUGGUAUGGCUGAUAGUAGUAAUAGCUUCUUUUUGCCUCCUGUUAUUCAUUUCCCCUGGUCUGAGAAGAAGAGGUCGGCUAGAGGGAAUCCUGCUGGACAGAGUGAGGUUUAA